AUGUAUGAUUAUGCUCCGCAAGCAGGUUUGGAUGAGGACAAGAAGCACUUUUGGAAGGAUUUGGACAAGAUAGUGAGAGGUAUGCAGCUCACAACAAAGCUAUUCAUAGGAGGUGAUGUCCAAGGACACAUCGGGUCAACUAAGAGGGACUAUGACGAUGUGCAUGGAGGUUUUGGAUUCGGGGACAUGAACGAAAGCAGAGCCACACUUUUGGAAUUUGUGAGAGGUUUUGGAUUGGUGGUAGCUAAUUCGAGUUUCCGUAGAAGGAACAGUACUUGGUUACAUUCUGCAGUAAGGUGGUUAAGACUCAAAAUGAUUUUUUUGCUCCUUAAGAAGGCUAAUAAAAGUCUUUGUAAGGACGGUAAGGUCAUCCCGAGUCAGAAUCUUGCGACCCAACAUAAGCACUUGGUGAUGAAUUUGGAGAUCAAGAAGAAUAGGAAGAAGAGGGUUGUGGAUGACCCGCCAAGGAUCAAAUGA
Molecule: messenger RNA, 477 nt
Organism: Capsicum annuum
Lineage: Eukaryota; Viridiplantae; Streptophyta; Magnoliopsida; Solanales; Solanaceae
Exons: 1
Coding region: 1-477 (158 amino acids)
Biological process (GO): chromatin remodeling
Cellular component (GO): nucleus
Source: RefSeq, a predicted model, not a curated record